ACAGCGACAGUUGUUUGAAAUUUGGCUAGCGAAUUAGCUGCUCGGUGCAGCUAGCUGCCUGGUUAGCAUUAGCUCUUCAAGAAACGGAUUUUAGGCUUGUUUACCGUUGCGGGGCCUGUUUCCACCACGUGGGAGUCUGUUCUACAACUACGAUGCCACCGAAGACUAAAGGCAAGAAGUCCGGGAAGGCGAAGUCGUCUUCAGUGGUGGACGGCGUGUCCACGGAGGAGAUGUCCAAGGAUCAGCUGGAGGAGCACAUUGUUCGGCUCCGAGAGGAACUGGACCGAGAGCGGGAGGAGAGGAGCUACUUCCAGCUGGAGCGGGACAAGAUCAUGGCCUUCUGGGAGAUCUGCAAGAGAGACCUGGAGGAGACCAAGGCCGAGCUGAGGAACAGGCUGAGGGAGAGAGAUGAGGCCGAGGACCGGCACCGAGCGGAGAUCAGUGUGUACAAGCACAAGCUGAAGCACGUCCUGUCUGAGCAGCACAACACUGUGUCUGAGUUGAAAAUGGACAGUGUAGCUGUGUCCUCGCUGGUCCAGAACCAGCACACAGAGUCAGAGCUCAGGCUUCGUGAAGACACACAGGGUCUGCAGGCGGACCUGAGGGAGAAGCAGCUCCAGAACCAGAACUGCAUCAAGGAGCUUAAACUGAAACACCAGGUGGAGCUGAUGGAGCUGACCAAUGAAUAUGACAGAAGAAUCCGAGAAAUGGAGGUGAAGUAUCACAGAAGGAUGAAAGUGAUGGUGGAGGAGGAUCGGAAGAAGCAGCAGGAGGAGGUGAGCGAGCUGGAGAACAGGAUGAGGAGCCACGUGGUGCAGCUGCUGAAGGAGCAGGACCGCGCGCUGAGGGGAGCCGAGGAGUAUUACAGCCAGACGCAGAGGAAGCUGAUGGAGGAGCAGCUGCGACUCAAGAGGGAGCUCGCGGAGGAGCAGGACAACUACGCUCAGACAGACAGGAAGCUCAAAGCAGCUCAGCGGGAGAACCAGCGUCUGCACGGGUCUCUGCAGGACCUGGAGCGCAAGCUGCCCCUGCUCCACAAUCAGCUGCAGGACUACAACCAGGCCAAGGCCCAGAUAGCGGAGGGCAGAGCUCGACUGAAGGUGUCUGCGAAGGAGCUCAGAGGCCUGAUGGUGGAGCACGAGCUGCUGCUGCAGGCGUUCCAGAAGGUGGAGCAGGAGCGCGACGAGCUGCUGCGGCGGCAGACGGAGGCGGUGCUGGACGUGCAGCAGCGGAGCGGCCUGAAGGAGCUGCUGCUGCAGAGGAAGCUGGCGGCGCUGACAGAGACUCUGGAGCAGAAGGAAGCCCAGCUGUGCGCCGCGCUCUCUGCCUCCAACCCGGACCCGGCCGCCGGAGGCAGCUCUGCAGACAGACUGCAGGAAAUCGUGGAGUCCAAAGACGCUGCUGUCCGCACCCUGCAGGACGACCUGGCCCGAGAAUGUCAGGACUAUAACGACCUGCUGCAAAGCUGCCAGGACAGGCUGAAGACCCAGGGCGUCCCCCUGUUCCAGUUCCCCUUCAGGCCUGCGGAGCAGAUCCUGAACGGAGGCAGCUGAUCACCAGGCGCAGCAAGUCAGAGUCCGUCUGGCGCCAUCAGUCCACAGAAAACCUGCUUUAGGCCACAACCUGUGUCCCUUUCUCCUUUUUCAUUUUGAUCAUUGGAACUAACAACAGCUCCUGCAGGUCAGACACGAACUGGACGUGGACAGAAACUUUAUCCUCCAGACUGGAGGUUGUAUUAAUGUCCGUUAGUGUCACAGCGAAGACCAAGGUAUUUCCUUACCAGACACAAACCAAACUCACACACUCUUCUGGUUCUUUACUGACAUUCAUACAAUCUACAAAAGUACAUUAAUAUUUAUAAACAUGGUCAAUAGUCGUGAUGUGGAAGACUCAUGUUCACUUCUGUGACUAAAAUAAAAAUUGUAUGUGACGUGAA
This is a messenger RNA of Betta splendens (Siamese fighting fish), 1936 nucleotides long. RefSeq names its product dynein regulatory complex subunit 4-like. The transcript is spliced from 11 exons. Gene Ontology annotation, cellular component: Golgi apparatus; motile cilium; microtubule. The record is from RefSeq and is a predicted model, not a curated record. Lineage: Eukaryota; Metazoa; Chordata; Actinopteri; Anabantiformes; Osphronemidae. Gene Ontology annotation, biological process: flagellated sperm motility. The coding region runs from base 153 to 1553 and encodes 466 amino acids. Gene Ontology annotation, molecular function: small GTPase binding; microtubule binding.